GUGAGAUUAUUUGAGUUAAGUGGAGGAUACCUGGAGGAACUUUAUCAGAAUACACAGCGGCAUCAAGACAUCCUAGUUUCCCCUCAGAGACUGAAACAAGAGAGAGAGAGCCCUGCUGUGAAUUGAUUUCCUGUCAUGAUGAAGUUUGUGACUGUCUUCACCCUGCUCACCUCCGCGGUCCACGCCGGUCUGCUGAGGAAAAGACAGACCUGCCGGCAGGUGUGCGAUGCCUCUCAGUGCCCCGCCGCUCCGCAGGCCUGUCACUACGGACAGGUGAGAGACGCGUGCGGCUGCUGCGUGGUGUGCGCGGCCGGGGAGGGAGAUGUGUGCGGGACGCGGAGCGGCGGAGACCUGUCCUGUGGAGAGGGGCUGAGGUGUGACUCCGUCCCGGGGAAGCGCGGUGGCCUCCACGGCACCUGCGUGUGCGCCACCUCCGGCCCGGUGUGCGGCAGUGACGGCAGGACUUAUCCCAGCAUGUGUCGCCUGAGAGCCGAGAAUAAGAGAGCAGAGCUGGGUGAGACCAGUACGGUCAUUCUGAUCCAGAGGGGAGCCUGUGAUUCAGGAAUGCAACAUCCAGGAAGUAUGCGCUACAAAUUCAACUUUAUUGCAGAUGUGGUGGAUAAGAUUGUUCCAGCUGUGGUGCAUCUGGAGCUCUUCCAGAGGGUUCCAUUCUCCGGUGAGGAGGUCUCUGUGUCGAGUGGCUCUGGGUUUAUAGUGUCAGAGGACGGCUGGAUUGUCACAAACGCUCACGUACUCUCUAACAAGCAGCGUAUAAAGGUAGAGCUGAAAAGUGGUUUGCAGUACGACGCUACGGUCAAGGACGUGGACCAGAAAAUAGACAUUGCACUCAUCAAAAUUGAACCAGAGAGUCCCCUGCCUGUGCUCCGUUUGGGCCAGUCCUCAGACCUGCGCCCCGGUGAGUUUGUGGUGACCGUGGGGAGCCCGUUCUCCCUGCAGAACACCGUCACCACUGGCAUCAUCAGCUCUGUCCAGCGCAAUGGCCUGGAGCUGGGCUUCAAGGACUCGGACAUGGAUUACAUCCAAACAGACGCAAUCAUUAAUUACGGCAACUCUGGUGGGCCGCUUGUAAACUUGGACGGAGAUGUAAUAGGCAUCAAUACUCUGAAAGUGGCAGCAGGAAUCUCGUUUGCCAUCCCUGCAGACAGAGUGCGACAGUUCCUCGCUGAAUCCUACAACAGAAAAGUCAGCGGGAAUACAGAUCAGAAGAAGAAAUACAUUGGUGUCCGGAUGCUGCAGCUUUCACCAUCUUUGAUCCAGGAUCUGAAGGAGCGUGAGAGAGACUUUCCAGAUGUGAGCUCAGGGGUUUACAUUUAUGAGGUUAUACCUGGAACAGCUGCAUCCAGUGCUGGCAUGAUGGAGCGUGACGUCAUCAUCAGCAUCAAUGGGCGGAUCAUCCACACCACACAGGAAGUGAGCGAAGCCAUCCACGGCAGCACGGCGAUCUCAGUGCUGGUGAGGCGAAAAGACGAGGACAUUACGCUAACUAUCGUUCCUGAAGAGAUGGACUGAUGCCACAGACGGACAUUAAAGAAAAAUGUGUUUUGAAGUACUGUUCAGCUUUUUAUUGAUGCAUGCUGCAUCUGUUGGUCUAGGUGUAACCACGUUUUUUGGAGUUCCUCAGGAUAAAAGA
Labrus bergylta (ballan wrasse) is the source of this 1651-nucleotide messenger RNA. RefSeq names its product HtrA serine peptidase 4 (gene htra4). Gene Ontology annotation, cellular component: extracellular region. Gene Ontology annotation, molecular function: serine-type endopeptidase activity; protein binding. Gene Ontology annotation, biological process: proteolysis; positive regulation of apoptotic process; programmed cell death. NCBI's taxonomy places the organism in Eukaryota, Metazoa, Chordata, Actinopteri, Labriformes, Labridae. The record is from RefSeq and is a predicted model, not a curated record.